This is a messenger RNA of Odontomachus brunneus, 9160 nucleotides long. Its product is annotated as HEAT repeat-containing protein 5B. Gene Ontology annotation, cellular component: Golgi apparatus; endocytic vesicle; membrane. The record is from RefSeq and is a predicted model, not a curated record. NCBI's taxonomy places the organism in Eukaryota, Metazoa, Arthropoda, Insecta, Hymenoptera, Formicidae. Gene Ontology annotation, biological process: retrograde transport, endosome to Golgi; endocytosis; intracellular protein localization. The transcript has 34 exons. The coding region runs from base 352 to 6579 and encodes 2075 amino acids.
CGGCCAUCCCUACCUUAACCUGUGUUAGAAUUUGUCAUCCGUAUGAAUACGGCUGUCGCCGUUGCAAUAAUAAUUCGUGGUACGGUAUUUAUAGAUAAUAUACGCCGUAUAAUGUUGUCGUUGCAGUGCCGUGGUAUGUCGCGAUCGUUUUGCACUUGAAAAUACUCGUGAACGCGACACGUUGCGCAAUUCACAUAGUGAGCACAAUAAUGACAUUUUGGCGAGGAUACGGUGUGCCAUAAAAAUGUCUCUGUUCACCUACUGAUAACAAUUGGACCGUAAUUUCUUGUGAAAAACAGAUAUUUGGUUGAUAUUUGAAAGCAAUUUGUGUAUGUGUGUCUAUUUGAAACAAUGAUGGAGUUGAGUCAUAGUCUGACUCUCAAUGAGGAUGCUCUUAAUCAAAUCCCAGAAGCCAAACGGCCAGUUUUUAUCUUUGAGUGGUUACGCUUCUUGGAUAAAGUCUUGGUUGCUGCUCAGAAGAGUGAUAUUAAAGGAUGCCAGCAAAAACUUGUGGAGCAACUAACCAGACAUAUGCAAGGAGCUCCUGGUCCACCUACACGACGUCUCAUAGCAAGAUGCCUUGCUACCUUGUUCAGCGUUGGUGAUACAUUUUUACUUUUUGACACUGUUAACAAAUGCAAUGAUAUCCUGAGAAAUAAAGAUGAUUCACCAAGCUUUCUACCUACAAAACUAGCUGCUAUUUGUUGUGUGGGAUGUAUGUAUGAGAAACUAGGAAGAAUGAUGGGCAGAUCAUAUGAGGAAACAGUGCAAAUUUUGAUAAAGUCUUUACGUUCUGCAGAAUCACAAACACGGAUAGAAAUUAUGCAUACAUUGGAAAAGGUGUGUGCUGGAAUGGGAUCAGCGAUAACCAAUGUGCAUAAGGAGAUAUAUAAAGUUUCCAAACAUUAUCUGACCGACAGAGUAAUGGCGGUGAGAUGUGCUGCUGCUAAGUGUUUGUUGGAAAUGUUAAAUCAUGCUCCGUUUUUAUACACAACCGAGAUCGAAAGUGUGGCAACACUAUGCUUUCGAGCAUUCGAAGGUUCCAAUUACGAAGUGAGAUGUUCCGUCGCUAAAUUGUUGGGCACCUUAGCAGCAAUGACGCAACUUCCGUCGCCCAAGAUAAAAAAUCUUACAGUUGCGCAAAAUAAAGGUGCCAAGCAGACAUCUCUCGAGGAGAUAUUAAAUAUUUUGACGUCCGGAUUUCUGAGAGGUGGCGCUGGCUUUCUGAAAGGAACAGGCGAGAUAAUAAAAGGAAGUUCUAGCAUAAAUAGAGAAGUGCGAGUUGGAGUGACACACGCUUAUGUAGUGUUUGUGCAAAUGCUGGGAGGUAUCUGGCUGGAAAGGAAUGUCGGCGCAUUAGUCGCGCAUGUUCUAGACUUGGUUACGAAUCCAAAAGCUGCUAAUUCGCACGUCGAGGCGGUGUAUUCGCGCAAAUGUGUGAAUUUCAUAUUGCGCGGUACUGUUGGCAAAUUGUUGGGUGAAGGCGCUCAAGCCGCCGCCUGCAAAGAGAUAGCGCAUAUUAUUUUAAAACAAAUGGAUUCCAUUGAUUUCAAUCCUGAGAACGCUAAAGACUACAAUCAAGAGACGCUGUUUAAUCAACACUUGUUGGUCUGCGCGUUACAAGAGAUGGGUAAUUUGAUACUGGGAUUAGGUACCACAGCCACGAAUUUAUUGUCUGAUCAAUCUCUGAGUUUAAUCGAUACUAUAAUGGCUGUCUUGGUACACCCGUGCCAAGCGGCUAGGUUGGCUGCCUCUUGGUGCUUACGGUGCAUAUGUGUGGCAGUGCCGAGUCAAAUAACACCUUUGAUCGACCGUUGCGUUGAUGGGAUUGAGAAUAUGCGUAGCUCACCAGAAGCGAUCGCUGGCUACAGCAGCGCUCUCGCUGCUGUGCUGGGAAGCGUUCGUUUGUCGCCUCUGGGAGUCCCUCACACCAAGGGGAAGAUCAUUUUCAAUACAGCGGAAGAACUGCUCAGAAGCGCGAGCCAAAACAGCCGUUUGUCUCUGAAUCGCACGCACGCAGGAUGGCUUUUAAUAGGAGCGAUAAUGACUUUAGGCACCGCGGUGGUCAAGGGCUUAUUGCCGAGAAUGUUGCUCUUAUGGAGAAAUUGCUUCCCGCGUUCAAACAAAGAGCUCGAGAGCGAGAAAGCGCGUGGCGAUGCUUUCACGUGGCAGGUGACUCUGGAAGGACGUGCUGGCGCACUUUCCGCUAUGUACAGUUUCUUGCUACAUUGCCCGGAGCUUUUGAACGACGAUAUUACACGGCGAUUGCUUACACCGAUUGAGUCUGCUCUGGCGAUGCUGACGAAUCUGUCACCCGUUUUAAAGAAUUAUGGUCAACAGUUGAAAGCUCCCGCGGCUAUGGUCCGUUUACGUUUGUACGAAACAUUAUUGUUGUUACCACCGCAAACGUUCGAAGGUUCUUACACGCAUCUUCUGAGGAUGCUGGUAUCCGAAUUCACGCUCACCGAUAAUCCCGGGAACACAACUACUUCUUUGUUACGCGUAGUUUGCCACGCUAAUGAUUCCGUGAUUCUUGGAACGUGGCUUCAGGAGACCGAUCAUCGUACGAUAGAGGAUCAACUUCAACCAAAUAGUGCUGCAGGAUCCGGAGCAUUAGAACAUAAUACGUGCUGCCUCUACAGACCUAUACCACAUAUUGAAAUAAUACCUGGUCCAUUGCCGUUAGGCGUAGCGGUGAUUGACUUAUCGGUCACGUUAUUUGGUCAGAUCUUCCCGCGUGUAGCGAACAAACAUAGACUGCAGAUGCUGGAUCACUUUAGUGAGUGUAUAAAGCAUACAAAGUCUGGUAGGCAGGAGGCGAUACAGAUGAAUGUGUUCACGGCUGUGUUGAGCGGUCUGAAGGGUCUCAACGAGGCGAAGACAGGUUUCGGACAGGAAGACGUCAAGAAAUCUGCAACGAAUCUUAUCAUUAGCACACUGGUCAGUGGUAAUCCUAUUCUACGAUGGGCGGCAGGAGAAGCGGUUGGCAGAAUGGCGCAAGUGAUUUCUGAUCCUAAAUUCACCGCGGAACUGGCGCAGACCAGUUUCGAUCGCUUGAAGUCCGCGCGAGAUGUCGCCAGUAGGACUGGCCAUUCGUUGGCGUUGGGCUGUUUGCAUAAAUACGUCGGUGGAAUGGGUUCUAGUCAACAUCUCAACACCAGUGUCAGCAUCCUGCUUGCUCUCGCGCAGGAUAACUCGUCUCCCGUAGUACAAGUCUGGGCGCUUCAUGCUCUGGCUUUGAUAGCCGAUUCCGGCGGACCAAUGUUCAGGGGUUACGUAGAACCUACGUUGUCCUUGGCACUAACUCUCCUUCUCAAUGUUCCUCACUCUUACAUCGACGUGCAUCAAUGUAUCGGCAAGGUCUUGUCGGCAUUGAUCACUACGAUAGGGCCAGAAUUACAAGGUAAUACAUCGACGAUCUGUAUGGCGCGAUCAUCGUUCUUGUGCGCGUGCGCCAUUAUGCAGGACCAUCAGGAUCCACUUGUUCAAGCGGAAGCGACCGGUUGUCUUCAGCAAUUACAUCUCUUCGCACCGAGACACGUCAAUCUGUCUUCCUUUGUUCCUACGUUAUGUCGUACUUUGUCAAGCAAUCACUUACUCUUGCGCAAGGCGGCGAUAUCGUGUCUCCGACAGCUUGCUCAGCGCGAGGCGAAGGAAGUGUGCGAGCACGCGAUGACAUUAGCUAACGAAAGCCGGGACACUAACGUAGUAGAGGGUCUCGUUAUUACGGAGACUGGCCUUCCAGGCGUUCUUUUCAGCAUGCUCGACACGGAAACCGAUAGUAAGCUGAUUAGAGAUAUUCACGAUACUCUAACCAGCAUGCUGCAGAUAUUGGCGGCCGACAAUCUGUCUCAAUGGUUAUCAUUAUGCAAAGAUGUUCUCACAAUAGCUUCAGAAUCGAGUACGAUCGAGGAAGGUAACGCCGCGAAUGCGGAAGACAGUACUGCUGACAAUGAGAUUGCGGAUGCAGAAGGUGACGACGAUCAGGCCGAAUUCCAUGCUGACGAAUCUGCCAAGCAGCGGCCGUCUAUCACGCCGAGAUGGCCGACCAGAGUUUUCGCGGCGCAAUGUGUUAGGCGCAUCGUCGCAGCUUGUGUGAAUAACAAACAAGCGCACUUCGAUCUCGCUUUGGCCAAGGAAAUGCAGUUAUCUAAAGGGAAAGGAGACUUUCUAGUGUUACAUCUCUCGGACUUGGUGCGCAUGGCGUUUAUGGCUGCAACGAGCGAUUGCGAUCCGUUGCGACUCGAAGGUCUCAAAACUCUGCAAGAAAUCAUCGACAAAUUCGCCAAAGUUCCCGAGCCGGAAUUUCCCGGGCAUCUAUUACUUGAACAGUUUCAGGCACAGGUUGGAGCUGCUUUAAGGCCGGCAUUUUCCGCGGAGACUCCGUCACACGUAACGGCCGCAGCCUGUGAAGCUUGCAGUGCGUGGAUCGGUAGUGGCGUUGCUAGAGAUCUAAAUGAUCUUCGAAGGGUGCACCAGCUGCUAGUGUCUUCUCUGGAGAAAUUAAGGGAAGGUAAUACUCGGCCGCAGCUUUACAACGAGAGUUUGUCAACACUAGAGAGAUUGGCGAUUCUAAAAGCAUGGGCAGAGGUGUACGUAGUUGCUAUGAUAAGAGAUGGAUCCGCACUGAACAGCAAAGAUACGAUUAAUCGUAACGCGAAUCAAACUGACGAAACGAACGAAGAGGAUUUCGGGGAGUUCGAGUUCCAGAGUGAGAGCUUGCUGAGUCUCGUCCAGCCAGAGCUUCUGAGUUUGAGUCAACAUUGGCUGUCUGCGUUAAGAGAUCAUGCAUUACUCUCUUUACCACCCGAAUUUUCCAGUCAGUUGCCGCACGAUGGUGGGGCCUUUUACACGACAGAUACGAUGGAGUCCGCGCGUCCUCAUUACGUAGAAUCGUGGGCGCCGAUUCUCCACGCCGCGACACUCUGGCUGAACGCGAGAGGAUUCGAGAUGGAAGACAGUAACCAAGAGAAAGCAACUAAUGCUACUAACAACAACAAUCAUAACAACAAUAACAACAAUGACGAGACCUCCAAAACUAACACAAAUGUUGAGCGUUUCCAUUUGUUAUUUGGCAUAUGUAUGGAAGCUUUGUGCAGUCCUCGCUGUUCUGAAUCCCCACAGAAUAUAGAGACAUGUUUGAAUGCUUUGUACACUUUACUCGAUUCAGCAUGGGCGCGUGAGGUCUUCAUCACGGACCGUUCUUUACCCAUCGAAUUGUGUAAUGUUCUGCACAGAUUACUUCUAACACGGGAAAACUAUGUCAUUCAAAUGAUAGUCAUGGAAGUGUUGAAGCAAGUGAUGAAGGCAGCGCAAGAAGAUCUUGUUACUAAAAAGAAGCUGAAACUUAAAGAUGACAUACCAAUGCAACAAGAAAGUAACGAAACAUUAGAGUUAGAUCUAUUGGGAGAGGGAGAGGAAAGUGGCGAGCUCACACCAGGCGAAUCGCUAGUAUUCGCUGUCUUAGAGGUGUGCUUGUGUCUCCUGGUACGGCAGAUACCGGCGUUAAAUCCGAAUCCUGGCGGUGCCACUGCCAUCUUGUCUCAAAGGGGAUAUGUGCCGUCUGAAGAAAGCGGCAAGUUGAUCGCGUUGUCCCUCAACAUAAUGGAAUCUCUUCCUAUAUUAUGUUCUCCGCAAGGUGCAGUGGCAAUUCUUCCGACGUUAUUGUAUUUGGCGACUGGUGUAAUACGAGAAACCGCAGUGCGUACGGACAACGACAUCACUAAAGCCGGCGCGGAAGCACCCGUCCAUGCCGCGUUACACUGCGUAAAAAAUCUUACCACUAACAAGUAUGCUAAGGAUCACAGAAGUCAGGAGCAGUGGACAGGAUUGCUACGAAGCGCACUUGCUAAAAUCAUCGAUUUGGCUAAAACAGGAAAUGACGAAACCAAGAUGGACGAGGUGGCAAUGAUGUUGGGUAUCGCGGUAUUCGUGCUUCAUGCGUCGCCGGAGGUAGUGAGUGCUCCAAACCUGCAAUUUCCAUGCAUCAAUCAUUUCCGUCAUGCGUUUCAGUCCGAGAACAUAACGGUGAAGCUGAAAUGUGUGCAAACGUUAAGAACGAUAUUUCUGCAUCCGGAGCGUAACAUAAGUACCCCGUAUAUCCACGCUCUCGCACCGCGAUUGGUAGAAUAUCUAUAUAGUGAUAAGAGCAAGCAAGUGGCAAACGAGAUGGAAUUGACAUUUACUCUGGAAUGUAUUAGUACGGUGGAAGCUCUCAUAGGACUCGCUGAUCUCCCCAAUCGAGAUCUGUUACAAGGUAUUCAAAUGCUGACUUUACUCGUGCCAAUUUUAAUUAAUUAUUUGCUGGAGGGUGAUGAGCUUCAGCGCGCUACCAAGUAUCAAGCAAGCCUUCAUCAGCAGAGUUUUCAGUGGCUCAAUAAGAUCGGACCGAAGUAUCCGCAGGAAUUCAAGACGCUGAUGUCACAGUCCAGCGAGCUGAAGACUAAAUUGGAAAAUGCCGUGAGAUCCAGUCAUCAGCAAGCGCAGCGACUUAGUCGACCCGUCGAUCCUGUGAAGCCGCAGAUCAAGAUAUCCGCGCCGUCGAUCAAACUGAAGACCGACUUCUCGAAUUUUAACUAGAAAAAGAGAUAACGAUAUUAGGGAUAAUAAAGCGCGAGUGCACUCACUCAAUUAAUCUGGCGCAAUGAUUAUCGAUUAAUUAAAUCGAAUUAAUCGCUAUAUGUAACGUGUUUUAGCAUCGUGAUAAUUACCAAGUGAUAAUAUUCCACUUAGAAUUUCGCUGUUAUAGGAAAACUUACCCGACUGUACUUAGAGUUAAACGAUCAGAAGCCGAUAACAUCGUGGCAGAUAUGCAAAGGAUGGUUGGAAAAGCGACACGAAUGGGGAAAAUUAAGAUUGAUCAAUCAAAUCGUUAUGAAACGAUGUUUAUUUUAUAUUCUUCUCAUUCCGUUUAAUUUUCUCACACGAUUUGCUGAAUAACGUUCCUUACUUUCCAAUCGUGCUUUCUAAAAUGCAGGAAGAGAACAUUAUAUUAAAUUCGUAAGUUGUAUAUAUGUAGAAGAUAUAGUAUAUAACAUUAUAGAGAUUAUUAAUUUAUUUAAUAAUAUAUAAAUGAACGAUGUUAAAAAAUGUUCUCAUCAUACAACUUCAAUAACGAGACGAUAUAAAUGAUAACGAGUAAAGAUUUUAUUCUGUUUGGUUACGUUCAGCAGAAAAUCUUAUAACAAUUUAAACAAAGCUGCUGCCAGCGCAGCGGAAAGCGUUUACUAAGACUGCGUUCCGAAAUUCACUGCUAGUGCUGAAAUUCUGUGGUAUACAUAACAUGAACUAUAGAUUUUCAGUAUUGGCAGUGAAUUUCGGAACGCAGCUCAAGCUAUUUUUCUGUUGAACACAGCCAAAGAGAUGUUACGAGCAAACAAUCGCGAAACGAUACCAAUAUGAUGUGCACAAAAUAACUUCUAAAUAGUGAUACGCCCGUAUAAACAUUUUUCUGCCCAUUAUAAAUCAUAUUAAUUGUUCGGACGUUUGAUUUUUAACCGAUUCUUAAUGUAACAAGACGUAAUUUUUAUUAUACCGAUAGAAUUAUUUAUUAACUACGAACAGUUAAUUCUUCUUAGGAAUACACUACUUGCCAUGAAAACGAACGAGGAAACAGACAUAAAUGUGAGUGAAUGUCAGACACUGAUAUAAUGACACACUGAUUAAAACAAGAACACAUUUAACGUUCUUCUGAUGAGAAGACUGAUAAUCUGCUGUGCGUUUUUAUUUAAUGACUGUGUACUAGUAGUAUUUUCCAUACAUUUGUUUUUAUUAUCUAUCUAGAAUUGAUAGUAGAACCGCGCUAGCAACUAUCGAGGGAAUGUCUGAUGUGACAUAUCGAGCUAUAACGAGCUCUUUUAUAGAACCUGUCUUUUUUUAAAUAAAAACAAUGAUCCUUUUCUGACCGCGAUGAGAUGCACGACAAGUACAUUUAUCGAAUUAGCAUACAAUGCUAAUACAAUGCUGGCGUCACGGCGAAACAGUGGAUCAAUUCUUAACUUUUAGAAAAGAAAAACAGUUCUUUGUCAAACGUAGAUUAUAACCCGGAUUGAAUUGAAAGAACCAACAGCGAACUGUGUAACGUCAAAUUAUUAAUAUAAACGCAAGGAUGCAAUUUGAAAUUGAGAAACAUCUUUCUCUGAAUUUGAGAUGGCAGUGACUACGUUUACACGUCUCUAAUCAGUCGGUUUUAGUAACAUCCGUAGUUACAACUUCAAACUCUUUCAAAAUGCAUGCUCGUUUACACGGAAUGAUUUCGGUUCAUUACUCUAUAUCUCUUUAUCAAUAGAUGUAGAGUAACAGCAACUUGUAUGUAAUCCGCUGUAAAGUGUAGCUAAUAUGACACAUGGUGCUGGUUGCUAUAACUAACACCACGUGUAUGGUCGGAAGUUACUAAGCCGGUUUUACGCUAUCGUGUAAGUGUGUGGUCGUAUAGUGACACCGUUUUAAAGUCGUAUAACAAGUCAAUCAGAUGUAAUAAUUUAGAUACGACAAUUUAGAUUGCGACGGUGUUGCAGCAGGAGCAUUGAUGGGUGUAAUUUUACAACGUGGACUAAGUCUUUAUAUAGUCGUCAUUUUGUAAUAGUGUAGCGUCCUUGUGAGAAACAAGUAAAUUGGAACUUAUCACACGAAAAAAAAAACAAGUUGAAUUUCCGUAAAAAUUCCUUUCAACAUACUUAUUUCUUGCUGGGAUUUAGAUUGACCAUCGUAUAGAAGACAGUCUUUCCAUUUAACGUUCUGCAUAGGAAGUGCUCACCUCUACGUAUGUAUAUAAUUAAGUUCAAGUUGCGUACUAGAUCUGGUAUAGCGCGUAUCACUGAUAAAUUUUAUAAGAAACUGAGACGAAUCGUUAGAUGCGGGAAGGAUUAUGUGCUCGAUAGAUGUUCUACUAUUUUUAUAUGAUUAUUUUAGGAACACGUUGAUUGUUUGUAACUUUUAAUUACGCGUCUGCGAAAACAACCGUUUAUAUGAUAUAUAUAUGUGUAUAUGUAUGUACAUAUAUAUACGUAUAUAUGGUCCAUCGAACUUCCGUGUACAAUGAAUGUUUCAAGUCGCGUUUUAUCCGAGGCAGACAUUUUCUCUGACAAAUGGUACAAUUACAUGUAGUGUUAUAUUAUAUAAUGAUUGCAGUUAACGAAAUAAAUAAAGAUAACUGAUGACA